This is a messenger RNA of Haemorhous mexicanus (house finch), 1765 nucleotides long. It is a transcript of the gene ETFB, whose product is annotated as electron transfer flavoprotein subunit beta. The record is from RefSeq and is a predicted model, not a curated record. Gene Ontology annotation, molecular function: electron transfer activity. Lineage: Eukaryota; Metazoa; Chordata; Aves; Passeriformes; Fringillidae. Gene Ontology annotation, cellular component: cytosol. Bases 76 to 840 code for a protein of 254 amino acids. The transcript is spliced from 6 exons.
GCGGCCGGCAUUACGUCACCGGAUAAGGAGAGAUGUGGGCGUGGCUUCCGGGGCAGGGGGCGUGGCUUGAGGGCAAUGGCGGCGCUGCGCGUGCUCGUGGGGGUGAAGCGCGUCAUUGACUUCGCCGUCAAGGUGCGGGUGGCGCCCGGCGGGGGCGGGGUGCAGACGCAGGGGGUGAAGCACUCGCUGAACCCCUUCUGCGAGAUCGCCCUGGAGGAGGCCGUCAGGCUGCGCGAGGCGGGCGCGGCCAGCGAGGUCAUCGCCGCCAGCCUGGGCACCAAGGCCAGCCAGGAGACCCUGCGCACGGCCCUGGCCAUGGGCGCCGACCGGGCGGUGCUGGUCGAGCUGGGGGAGGGGGCGGCCGCGGGGCCCCGCGAGGUGGCCACGGCCCUGGCGGGGCUGGUGCAGCGGCUGCAGCCGCAGCUGGUGCUGCUGGGCAAGCAGGCCAUCGAUGACGAUUGCAACCAGACCGGGCAGCUCCUGGCCGCCAUCUUGGACUGGCCGCAGGGCACGUUUGCCUCGCGGGUGCAGCUGGAGGCCGGGGCCGUGCGCGUGGAGCGCGAGGUGGACGGGGGCCUGGAGACGCUGCGCCUGCGGCUGCCCGCCGUGCUCACGGCCGACCUGCGGCUCAACGAGCCCCGCUACGCCACCCUGCCCAACAUCAUGAAAGCCAAGAAGAAGCCGCUGGAGGUGCUGCCGGCGGCCGAGCUCGGCGUCCCCGCGGGGCCGCCCCGGCUGAAGGUGCUGCAGGUGCAGGAGCCGCCGCCCCGCGCAGGUGGGGAGAAGGUGGAGAGCGUGGAGAGCCUGCUGGGGAAACUGAGGCACGCCGGCCGCAUCUGACCAGUCCAGCCCAGUCCAGCCCAGUUCAGCCCAGUUACCCCCUAGCGCCGUCCCAGUUCAGCCCAGUCCUGUAUUGGGGGGAGAGUGUGGAGAGCCUGCUGGGGAAACUGAGGCACGCCGGCCACUGUGACACCCCGGGGCCUCCCAGUUCAGCCCAGUUCAUCCCAGUGCCAUCCCAGUUCAUCCCAGUUACCCCCUAGCGCCGUCCCAGUUCAGCCCAGUCCUGUAUUGGGGGGAGAGCAUGGAGAGCCUGCUGGGGAAACUGAGGCACGCCGGCCACAUCUGAGACCCCGGGGCCUCCCAGUUCAGCCCAGUUCAUCCCAGUUACCCCCUCAGUGCUCUCCCAGUUCAGCCCAGUUCAUCCCAGUUACCCCCUCAGUGCUCUCCCAGUUCAUCCCAGUUCAUCCCAGUUUGUCCCAGUGCUGUACAGGGGGGAGAGCAUGGAGAGCCUGCUGGGGAAACUGAGGCACGCCGGCCGCAUCUGAGACACCAGUGCCUCCCAGUUAGGCCCAGUGCCAUCCCAGUUUGUCCCAGUUCAUCCCAGUUCCCCUCAGUGCUCUCCCAGUUCAUCCCAGUUCAUCCCAGUGCUGUACAGGGGGCAGAGCAUGGAGAGCCUGCUGGGGAAACUGAGGCACGCCGGCCGCAUCUGAGACCCCAGGGGCCUCCCAGUUCAGCCCAGUUCAUCCCAGUUUGGCCCAGUGAUGUCCUGGUGCCAUCCCAGUAACCCCUCGGUGCUGGAGGAGCUGGCACCAGUAAGAACCAGUUCAUCCCAGUUCAGCCCAGUUCACCUCAGUGCCUUCCCAGUUCAGCCCAGUUCAGCUCAGUGCCUUCCCAGUUCAGCCCAGCUUGUCCCAGUCCCUCCCAGUCUGGCCCAGUUCCCCCCAGUGCCUUUCCCCCCCUCCCCAAUAAAGGCGUGGCCAGUCCA